AUGCGCUUUACGAACGAAAAUAUCAAGGACCCUAAUUAUCCACGCCUUGUCCGCACCAUGGAAACUCUGCAGAUUGUUUCAGUCCAAGUGAAAGAAAUAACCGGUGGGUUACAGUGGCCAUUGGAUGUCUAUGGGUUUGUCGCAGUGCGUGAUGUGAUGGAUCGCAAACGCAAUAUGGUUUUCAACCGUGAAAGGGAGGACUGCCAAAGUAUCAAUGAACAGGAUUCGUGCCUAAAACUGACCGGUCCUACCCGUGGUGUUGUCAUGACGGUUGAUCCUUCGUAUUUGGAGGCUAGGCUCAAAGUGAGAGGUGCUACUGAAUCUGAGGACAAAGAUUUGAGCAAAUUUGUUAAGACGUACAGGUUAGGCUGCUACCUUCCUAUCAAGCACCCUGGCAAGCUUUGCACACUGGAGCUGCAGCAUUACACUGUCUCGUUUAGUUGA
Molecule: messenger RNA, 444 nt
Organism: Aegilops tauschii subsp. strangulata
Lineage: Eukaryota; Viridiplantae; Streptophyta; Magnoliopsida; Poales; Poaceae
Source: RefSeq, a predicted model, not a curated record